Messenger RNA from Heterocephalus glaber (naked mole-rat), 3998 nucleotides. Lineage: Eukaryota; Metazoa; Chordata; Mammalia; Rodentia; Bathyergidae. The record is from RefSeq and is a predicted model, not a curated record.
GCACUCGUCUGUAAAAGGUUCGCCAUCACUGGACUAGGGUUACGGGUUUUCAGAAGAAAGACCACAGACAGAGGCCAAGUUCACAUCACCCUGUACCAUGGACACGUCCUGUGAAGAAGACCUAUCACUGUUGCUGUUAGUCACCUGGCUGAGCUUUCACAUCUGUAGAAUGGGGAAAACAGGAGCUAUUAGAAGGAUCCAUCAGAUUGCACGGGGAAAGAGUUCAGACUACAAAGUGGUGUCAAAAGAGGCCCUGGGAACUGAGUUUGAUUGAUCUGCUUCAGGAACUACAGAAUGGAAGAGUCCUUUCCUCCUCACCACUGCCGAAAUCACAGUGCAUGAAGACAGCCUUGGCCUCGGCAUCUCAGAUGGGACAGAAACUACCACUACAGUCUUGGAGCUGCAUGGUGGUAAAACACCUUGGCUUUGGAGCUGGCCUGUGACCCUGGGCGAGGUAUUGAAUCGGUGUGAACCUCACAGCUUUCAUGCGUGGAACGGAGGGAUGAUGACCUUGGCCCACCCCAAAAGGGACCUUCUGAUGCUGCUGGUGGCCUUGGGCCUGACCCAGGGGAACCCUGUGGAGCCUUUUCAGAGGCAGUUGGUGACCUGUACAUGUGAAAGCCCACACUGCAAGGAGACCACCUGCCAGGGGCUCUGGUGCACAGUGGUGCUGUUUCUGGAUCAGGAGGGUCACCGCCAGCAGUUCCAGGGCUGUGGGAGCCAGAAUGAGGAGCUCUGCUGGGGCCGUGCCACUGAGUUCGCCAACCAUUUCUGCUGCUCCCGCUCCUUCUGCAACCAAAAUGUCUCCCUGUCACUGGAGACUACCCAGGCUCCUCCGGAGCAGCCAAAAGCAGAUAGCCAGCUGCCUCUGAUCCUGGGCCCCGUGCUGGCCUUGCUGGUGCUGGUGGGCUUGGGUGCUCUGGGCCUGUGGCAUGUCCGGCGGAGGCAGGAGAAGCAGCGAGGCCUGUACAGCGACCUGGGUGACUCCAGCCUCGUCCUGAAAUCAUCUGAGCAGAGGGACAACAUGUUCGGGGAAUUCCUGGACAGCAGCUGUACCACAGGCAGUGGCUCAGGGCUCCCCUUCCUGGUGCAGCGGACGGUGGCACGCCAGGUCACCCUGGUGGAGUGUGUGGGAAAGGGCCGCUAUGGCGAGGUGUGGCGGGGCUUGUGGCAUGGUGAGAGUGUGGCUGUCAAGAUCUUCUCCUCGAGGGAUGAACAGUCCUGGUUCCGGGAGACCGAGAUCUACAACACAGUGUUGCUCAGACAUGACAACAUCCUAGGCUUCAUCGCCUCAGAUAUGACGUCCCGCAACUCCAGCACGCAGCUGUGGCUCAUCACGCACUACCACGAGCACGGCUCCCUCUAUGACUUCCUGCAGAGGCAGACUCUGGAGCCCCAGCUGGCCCUCAAGCUAGCUGUAUCCGCAGCAUGUGGCUUGGCGCACCUGCACAUGGAGAUCUUCGGCACCCAGGGCAAGCCAGCCAUUGCCCACCGUGACCUCAAGAGCCGCAAUGUGCUGGUCAAGAGCAACCUUCAGUGUUGCAUCGCAGACCUGGGCCUGGCUGUGAUGCACUCCCAGGGUAGCGAUUACCUGGACAUCGGCAACAACCCAAGAGUGGGCACCAAGCGGUACAUGGCACCUGAGGUGCUGGAUGAGCAGAUCCGCACUGACUGCUUCGAGUCCUACAAGUGGACCGACAUCUGGGCCUUCGGCCUGGUGCUGUGGGAAAUCACUCGGCGGACCAUUGUCAACGGUAUUGUGGAAGACUACAGGCCACCCUUCUAUGACAUGGUGCCCAAUGACCCCAGCUUUGAGGACAUGAAGAAAGUGGUGUGUAUCGACCAGCAGACUCCCACCAUCCCCAACCGGCUGGCUGUAGACCCGGUCCUCUCAGGCCUGGCUCAGAUGAUGCGGGAGUGCUGGUACCCUAACCCUUCUGCCCGCCUCACCGCGCUUCGCAUCAAGAAGACCCUACAGAAACUCAUCCAAGGCUCGGAGAAGCCCAAAGCGAUUCACUAGCCCAGGACUGCUGGACUCCCUCUGCCUGCAGGGUGAGGCAGCAGGGCAUGGUGGCCUAUCUUGGUAGAGGCAAUGUGUGUGUGUGUUGGAGGGGAUGCCCCACUCUGGGCAGCUGUGCCUGCCCAGCGGGGCCCCCAGCCCAUCCAGCCAAAAAUACAGCUGGGAUGAAAUCUGAUCCCCUCACUGUCUGGCCCACUCAAAGUGGCCGGCUCCCUGCCGCCUGGCUGUCUCCCCAUCCUCAUGCCAGCAGGGUGUGCCCCCUACCACUUCCAAGGCAGGACACAGAAGAGGCUUCAGAGCCAGGGAGGCCAAGCCAGGGAAUCCCAGUUUGGCCCCAGAGCCUGGUCCUGCAUUUUCCCCUGCCCUUGGUCAACCCCACUACCUGGCUAGAGCUGCCAGGGUGACAUAGGGCAUUGCCCAGCCCUCAGCAGGCACUGCCCUGCUAGGCCUCAGCCUCUGGGACAAGCCUCAGGUACCCAGGGCCACUCUCCAUGGCCUUAUAUCUAAGCUUCCUGUCUCCCGGACAAGACCCUAGCUAGCCAAAUGCCAGCUGCCUGGAAGAGCUGGGGCCUGACUCUGCUCUCCCUUCACCAUCCUGGCUGCCUUACUAGGGCAUUAAAACCCUAGGGGUCCUGCUGAGGGUGUGGCAGUGGAGAGGUGAUUGUUCAGACAGGUAAGGCCCAGGACUUUCCGAAUAACUGAAAGGGCAUCAGGCUAAGCACGGAGAGGAUGGGACGGGUGCAGCUGGAGUGGGAGUGAGGGACUCGGGUUUUGAUCCUAGGUACUUGCUCCAUGCCACCACAGUGGGGGCUUCCAUCUCAGGAUGUUUGUCUUUUCAUUGACACACUGCAGGAUUUGGACUGACAUCCCUUGAGGCCUCUCCAGCUCUGAUUUGCUUUGAGUGUCAGCCUGUGUGACCUAAAUUCACCAGUUUCACCUAUUCCUAUGCCUGCCCCCUAGCAAUAUGCCUCAAGGUGGUGUUUGAAAAUAACUACAUUGGAGUCCAGGAGGUCUGGAGCACCUCCUGGUCUAAUCCUGAAAGCUCCAGUUCUUGCCUUAAGCCAUGCCAGUGGCCAUCCUUGGCUCAGACAGCUCUGGGCCUUCUGAGGCUGAGGGUGGCUUCCCCUGGGGUCUCUAAGGCACAAAAGAAAUUCAGCUCCAGCCAAGAAGCCUACAGUACCCAGAUUUCUGCUCCCCACUGACCCUUACCCUGGCUCACACCCCUGGACAAGCCCUAGAGAAUGUCUCAGAACUUGGUGGUCCUAGAAAAACACACAGAAUAUCUGGCAUUUGGAUAUGUCCAGGGUAUUUGUCCAUCCACUGACAGGUGACCCUGGGCCCUGGUGGGGUUGGUGGGCUGGUGGGAGGUGGGUUGCAGGCAGCACUUGAGGGAAUGGGCUGGGGCUCAGGCUAAGGACAAGGACAGCAGAGAAGAAAUCUCAUGCCCCUUCCCACACAUACAGCCUCACCAGGCGGAUUUCUGGUGUGUCGUCCACCACCCCAUGUCAGCACUUUCCCAGGCCUGUCUCCCAGCAUUGUGCAAGGCCCAGAGGAGAACCAGGAAGCAAAACUGGGUGAAAAUAGAAAGCGACACAAGUUCCAGGAUCACUGGGACAAAGUUGGCAAUUUCUCUGAUCACUAGAAUCCACCCCAUUCAGGAAUCAAAGUUCCUGCCCGAAGGAUUCUAUCUCCAUUGGAUUUGAGAGCAAAGUCCUGAGACUCCGAGGGCAGAAACUGAAGGCAGCAGCUUCCCAAAGACUGGAAAAUCCCUAAAUGGAGAAGGUCUAGGGAGGAGGAGGGACAGGGGAAGGUGGAGGGAAGCCGUGGAAGAGAGCAGUCUGAAGAUGCUUCUGUGCCACCACAGGUGGUUUCCCAGGAUGGAAAUUACACUUUACUUACCCGGAGAGACUGUUUGUGGGAGCAUUUAGCCUGUGCCUACCACAUACUGUGUCCUCAAUAAACCAAGGUUGAACCCUGA